This is a messenger RNA of Geodia barretti, 1193 nucleotides long. Lineage: Eukaryota; Metazoa; Porifera; Demospongiae; Tetractinellida; Geodiidae. The record is from the annotation of a GenBank genome assembly.
CGAUAUGCACUGUGUAUCAGGUGUUGCAGUGAAACUGAGUGUGUCAGGUAGUCCCAUUCCCUUGUGAAUGCUACUCACCGUGGGUCGGCAGGUUGCCCCAUCGUGAGACACAUAUUAUUGCACGUCUCUCAUUCAACUAUGGGCCCAGGGUGUUGCGCUAGUGCCACUGGUCUCUGGAGUGGGCCGGCGCUGGUCGGACCGAAGUCGAUCACUAGACAGUGACACAUCAAUUCAGUAGACGGAGAUUGCCACUCCCUGCAAAUUUAUCACCCCUUUCGACCGUCGCGGUGAGAAGUCUAGUCUGUCGUAGAGGAGGAGCGGAAUGUGGCAGCUGGCCCUGUCUGGCCAGCUGGUGAAUGCGAGAAUGGGACAUGCUACUCGCCUCCUAUCGACCCUCAUCCCAUGUAUUCAAUGUGCCUCUCCACCUGACAGUUAUGAGUGUCCAGAGCCCAGUCCAGGAGUCUGCCCAACUGUCGAAACCUGCUCCAACACCAGCAAUGAUGGAGGGUCUCUGGUGGUGGCAGUGGGUGCUCUCUCUGCUGCACUAGCAGCUCUCCUCAUCUGUUACCUCUCCACACUCUUCUACUGUCUCAGAGCCAACAGGAGAGUGUCCCGGAAGGAGAAGAGGUGGAGGGAGGCGGAGAGACAGAGACUCAUGGCUGACAGGGACAGUGUGGGGACUGCUGGCUCUGUCAGUAGAGCCAGUGCUGUGGGUGACAGGAGGAGGUGGAGGAAGUAUGGAGAGUCCUCCACUCUAAUGACGUUUGUUCCGGAUGAAGAAGGCAUGGGAGGGGGCAGUGGUAGGCAGGAGAGCAGCUGGCUAGAGGCUGUGGAGCUAACUCACUCCUCACACGUUCACUCUGGCUCUGGGGUAGGCCUGGUGCGUGGUGUGGGGGGCCGGGGUGAGGUACUCCAGAACCCACUGUACACCGAGGAGGACGACGACGAGGAAGAAGGAGAAGGACGAGAAGGAGAUGGGGUGGAGAUGUUGGCCAUGUUGUCUGACAUGCAGGCCCUCCCUCCUCCCUCCCCCACUCACUCCUCCGACCUUUAACCUUUUCCAUCCAGCCACCCAUGAAGUAAACACUGAAUACAUUUUAUUUUACAACAGUUUUAAGACCUGCAUUUUAGGUCAGUUGCAUUAUUAUACAAAUUUGAGAGUAAGGGAAAAGUAAUUUGAAGGAAACGGAGAG